Molecule: messenger RNA, 1740 nt
Organism: Peronospora farinosa
Lineage: Eukaryota; Oomycota; Peronosporomycetes; Peronosporales; Peronosporaceae
Source: the annotation of a GenBank genome assembly
AUGCGAGUGCUACUGUGGUUCCGUCGCGAUCUUCGUCUACACGACAACUUGGCGCUUAAUGCGGCACUGACACUCGUCCACCAGCAAGAGAAAAAGAAGAAGAAGGAGAAGGACGACAAGGUGGAGUUUAUCCCGCUGUACAUUAUCCAGCGACCCCAACUCAUGCGAUGCGGUGCGACUCGUUUCCAGUUUCUGCUCGAGAGUUUAUCGGACUUGUCCAACGCUUUAACUGCACGUGGUUCACAUCUUGUGGUUGCAAAAGGCGACGGAGUGGAAGUACUGAAACGACUUUUACCGGCGUGGGGGAUCACACACUUGUACUUUGAUGCCGCUUGUGAACCUUACGCUGUCGAGCGAGACAAUCGUGUAAUAGCGUUGGCAAAGAGUCUGAGUGUGGAAACCCACACGACGAACGGAUACAAUUUAUACGAUUUGGAUGCAGUGAUUGCAGAUAAUAAAGGAGGAGCUCCUAAGACGUACCAGUCGUUCCUUAAAGCAGCGGCCACGCAGCCAAAACCAUCUCAGCCGCUUCCAACACCGGACAAUCUUCCUACCCCCACGAGAACGAACAGUGAGUUAUAUCAGUAUGUAGUUGACUAUUGGAAAGAUGGAGCUAAAGCAGCAGAGAAGGAUGAAGAACAGGAUGACCAGUCCAUUCAAAGUCAACUGCACGAGAUUGCCGGUCCCGAGCUCAAGUUCACACUGCCAGAACUGACGGAUUUUGGGUACAAACCGCUUAAGAAACACUCGUUUAUCUAUGGUGGUGAGCAGAAAGCUUUACAGAUUCUAGAUGACUUUUGUAAAGAUGAAGACCGCGUGGGUAAGUUUGAGAAACCCAAGACCUCUCCUGCUCAAAUGCCUCCGACUGCGUCGACAACUACGAUGAGUUCGUACUUGUUUUUUGGUUGUCUCAGUCCGCGGACAUUUUAUCAUCGAGUGCGAUCUAUUCAAGAGAAACAGAAAAAAGUAUCAAGACCACCUGUGAGUUUGGAUGGACAACUUCUUUGGCGGGAAUUCUACCAUUGUCAUGGCCAUGCCAACCCGUAUUUUGAUAAGAUGGAGGAGAACCGUAUUUGCUUGCAGGUAAAUUGGCGGUGGCAUACAAUUCCAGAUAGAGAGGAGGACAUGACUGACGACGACAAGCUUGCUCGUACUCAGUUUGAGGCUUGGAAAAAUGGUCAGACUGGUUUCCCCUGGAUUGACGCCAUCAUGAUCCAGCUAAAGGAGGAAGGUUGGGUGCAUCACCUAGCACGUCACUCGGUAGCUUGUUUCCUUACACGCGGUGAUUUAUAUAUUUCGUGGGUGCGUGGGCUCGAGGUUUUCCAAGAGCGGCUGAUUGACCAUGACUGGAGCAUUAACGCUGGCAACUGGCUGUGGCUUAGCGCUAGCCAUUUCUUUACGGCAUACUUCCGAGUGUAUUCUCCGAUAUCCUUUGGCAAGAAAUACGACCCCGAAGGACUUUUCAUCAAGAAGUAUAUCCCAGCACUAAAAAAACUGCCAGCCAAGUAUAUCUACGAGCCAUGGAAAGCACCACUUACUCUACAGCAUGCGUCGGGUUGCGUUAUCGGCAAAGAUUAUCCUUCUCCUAUUGUGCAACACAAAACCGCGAUGGGCAAGUGCUUGGAUGGAAUGAAGAUGUCAUAUGCCAAUAAAGAAUAUGGGUCUCCACCGACUUCUACAUCCACACGAAAGCGUUCACGUGAGGACUCAGUGAGCUCGUCCGAGUCCAAUGAAGAGUAA